Messenger RNA from Chara braunii, 3085 nucleotides. Lineage: Eukaryota; Viridiplantae; Streptophyta; Charophyceae; Charales; Characeae. The record is from the annotation of a GenBank genome assembly.
CCUAACCAAACGAGGAGCGAGGACGGGAGGUGCGCAGGUACGGAGGCAGGGGGGUUGUUUGAUUGGUUGAUCGAUUGAUUGAUUGAUUGGUCGAUCGAUUGAUUGAUUGAUUGGACUAGAUUGGAUUUGAUUUGGCGGGGAUUGAUUGGGUUGAACUGAUUCUGAGUGAUUCUGGGGUUGUUGUGUUGUUGUAGAAGGAAGGAAUGGCGCCACUUGACCCUCACUCGUUCACUGACAGCGAUCAGCCGCUGACUCAAACGAUUCAUCUGAAUCUCCACGUGGAUUUCGAGGCGAAGGUUAUCUCCGGAAGUGCCACGCUGGAGCUUGAUCGACCCGCCAACGGGGUUCUCGAUCUGGACACGCGGGACCUCCACAUCGAUGGCGCGGUCGACUCAUCAACAGGCAAGCCAAUCACAUUCGAAUUGGAAAAGCCGGUGCCGAUCAAAGGGUCAAGAUUGCGCCUGUCGUUGAUCGGACGGUCGGUGACGAUCUCCUUCCGCACCUCUUCGUCGGCUUCCGCUCUGCAAUGGCUAGAGCCGGCGCAGACGGAAGGCGGGAAACUGCCAUACGUGUACACUCACUGCCAAGCGAUUCACGCGCGCUCGGUGUUUCCCUGUCAAGACACCCCGCGCGCGCGCAUCCGCUACACGGCGGACGUCAAUAUCCCGCGCAGCGCGCGCGCGGUAAUGUCCGCGGAACACGUGGGUCGAGUGGAUUUGGCGCCGCCACCGGCGACAACGACGGGGCGUGCGGCGGGGGAGCUAACGACAAAAAAAGAGGACGGAGAAGAAGUGGCGUGUCGGCGGGAAGAUGAAGAUGCGCCGGGCGGAGGCGGGGGAGGGGGCGGGGAUCGUGCGAUCGAAAAGUUCCGCAUGAAUCAGCCGAUCCCGCCGUAUCUUGUCGCACUAGCCGUUGGCGAUAUCGUAUCUUGCCGGAUCGGCCCGCGCAGCCAAGUCUACGCUGAGCCGUCCAUUUUGGCGGCAGCUGCUUUUGAAUUUGCUGAGGUGGAGAGCAUGAUCUCCCAGGCUGAAAGCUUGUUCGGUCCGUACGAUUGGGAGGAAUUCAACGUGCUGGUCCUCCCGCCCGCCUUUCCCUACGGCGGGAUGGAACACCCGCGCAUGGUAUUCCUAACCCCCGCGCUGGUCGUGGGCGACCGGUCGCUGGUCAACGUGGUCGCACACGAGCUGGCGCACAGCUGGACGGGCAACCUCGUUACCAACGCCACAGCGAACGACUUCUGGCUUAACGAAGGCUUCACGACGUACGCGGAGAGGCGGAUCGUGGAGAAGAUCGCAGGUGCUGACGUGGCGGCUCUACAGGCUGCCAUUGGUUGGGACCACCUGCAUCAAGAAAUCGAACGGUUCAAAGAUAGACCGCAGUUAACCAGACUUCGGGGGGAUCUAGAAGGCGUGGAUCCCGACCUUGUUUUUUCUACCGUCCCUUACGAAAAGGGGUUUUUAUUCUUGCGCCGCCUAGAGAAUGAGAUGGGUAGGGAAGCGUUCGACAUCUUCCUGAAGAAGUAUAUUAGUCGCUUUCGCUUUCAAUCGAUCACAACGACGGAGUUUGUCGAUUUCUUGAAGGUGAACGUGUCUGGAAUCGAACACAGGAUCGAUUUAGGGACUUGGAUGGAUGGCGAGGGGUUGCCAGAGGAUGCACCGCGAACCGUCUCGAAGGUUCUCGACCAGGUUCUCGGGCUUGCCAAGGGGUUCUCGUCAGGUGUACACGUGUCGGACUCCGAUUGCGCCACGUGGAAGUGGGAAGAAUGGCAGAUCUAUCUAGACAAUAUGCCCCAGAAGAUGAAAGCUGCCGAUCUGCGGGAACUAGAUCAACGGUUCCAGUUCUCGAAGGCGAAGAACUUGGAGAUACUCGUCUCCUUCUUGACGAUCGCCGCGAACUCUGCGUUCCAACCGUGUUUCCCGAUGAUCGUGCGCAGUUUGAUGACGAUCGGGAGAAUGAAAUACUUGCGGCCGCUGUACAGUGGACUCAUGGCAAGCGGAUCAAGCGCGGCCAAGGAGUUGGCGCGCAAAACCUUUGCCGAUGCGGCGCCGAGGUAUCACCCUGUGGCGAGGGCAGUUAUUCAAGAAGUGCUGGACAAGUCAAAAUGAGUUAAAAGGGCUAAUGAUGGAGGCAAGGAGGCGGGGUGAAAAAAAAGGGAGAGAAAGAGGCGGGGAAGAGGAGGGGAAGAGGAGGAGAAGAGGAGCGGAAGGCGGAAGAGGGGAUGGGGAAGGGGAGGAGAGGGGGUGGUUGAUCGACUUAGGGGAGGAAGAAGAUAUGGAUAGAGCGCCGCCGUGACGUCCCAGUGACGAGCGGUUUGACGAAGACGUCGCUGUUCAAAACCGUUACGUGAUGGUGGACGUGGCGUAACGAGGAGGAGUAGUAGUAGUAGGAGGAGGAAGGCGCUUCGCGCAGUGUGUGAGGCGUGGGAGAGUAGGGGCAUAACUGAUGGUACUGAUUAAUGACAAUAGGGGUGCGACGGCGAGGCAUUUUAACAAGAUGUGAAGAGGGGGAGGAGGACGCCAAGAAGAAGAAGAAGAAGAAGAAGAAGAAGGUGAUUGUGGCAAAGAGAUGAAGAGAUGAGAACAAUGGCGGCAACAGAAGUUUGGACACGAUGUUGGCGUCUGUGGGAGGCGAGGUCGUGGAGGGGGAAGAAGAAGAAGAGUCCUCCGGGACAUCCGUCAAAGUUGGAACGAUACAGAGGAGACUACCGUCUUCCCCCGAACACAACGCACCCUUAUUUUGGCUGUAUCUGGCCGGAAAUAUAGCUUGUAUACGUUCAUUGUUAGGGUGCGUUAUGUUCGGGGGAAGACGGUAGCAUGGGCCCUGUGCAAGGGAUGACACGGAUGGAAGAAGAGGAAGAAGAACAGCGUGAUGGUGAUAGUGGCGGCGAUGGUGACGGACUUGGAUGAAAUGGCCGAGAGCUUGAAAUGGGGGCCACGUAAUUGAACAGCAGGGACAUUGUUUUAGAGGAGGGAAAAGAAGAACAGGUCCUACGUUUGUGCCGAUUUUUUCUUUUUUUUUUUCUUUUUUUUUUUCAAGUUCUGUGGAACAAUGGCAUUUCAAUUUUGCGUUAGUUUCUGCAAAUUCU